Molecule: messenger RNA, 1575 nt
Organism: Melopsittacus undulatus (budgerigar)
Lineage: Eukaryota; Metazoa; Chordata; Aves; Psittaciformes; Psittaculidae
Gene: TMEM69
Product: transmembrane protein 69
Exons: 3
Coding region: 488-1258 (256 amino acids)
Source: RefSeq, a predicted model, not a curated record
ACAGAGCGCUUCCGGGGGCAGCGGAAGCCGCCGCGGCGAGGGGCAGCGCUGGCUGGGAGCCGGUGGGUGCUGCCGUGGUCACCGCCAGUGCCCGGCCGGCUCAGCCCGCUUGUGCCGAGCAGCAGCACCGGCAACCGGGAAGUGAAGUCCGCGGGUGAGCUGCUUGCCUUUCCCGGUUAGUGCUGCAGCCCCCUGCAGGCAGCUCGCCCGCAGCCUGGCGUGAGCUGAGGCUGCCACUCGUUAGUGGUUAAGGAUAGGGUUUUCUCCCACGUGGGAGGAAUUGGCCGUUUAUCAGCUGCGUACAGCUGUUUAUCCCGUCAGGAGAGGAUCCUGAACGGGAGCCAUCUCCGCUUCCAGAUUUUGAACUAGAAAUUGUUCUUAUGACAGUUACUCCAACUUUAGGAUUUUAUUUUAUAGAGUUACCUGAAGCUAAAUAUCCUGUAGCGGGCAAAUAAGGAUUGAUUUGAAGGGCCUUGAUAAAGCAAAUAUGAUUCCUCUCAUACAACGAUGCUGCUUCCACACACCUUUCAAACUCCAGAACUUAACUGCUCCGAGACUACUGCUUUAUGGAAAGAAUAAGACAGCUUGCUCUUCUCUUGGCCUCCGGCUGCAGAGAAAUGUGUGUCCUCUCUCAAGAUCUCCACACCUCAAUGUAGCAUCGAUAUAUGCAACCAAGCUUCAGGCUCUUCACACCUCUCUCCCGUUCUUCAAGAAGAAAACCCCCAAAGAAGCUGAGGCCAAAGCUGGUGUCUUGAAACGAAGUAUGGAAUCAUUAAAGGAUUCUCCCAAGCCAGCCCUCUACUUAAGCCUCGCAGGGCUGAUUCCUUUUGUUUCUAUACCACUGUCAAUGGCUAUCCAAGGGACCUACUACCCAGAGCUGGCAUCUGCUCAGAUCAUGUAUGGUGCUGUGACAGUCUCUUUCCUAGGAGGGAUGAGAUGGGGGUUUGCUCUCCCAGAAAACAGCCCGGCCAAGCCAGACUGGCUGAACCUGGCUAACAGUACUAUUCCUCCUCUAUUUGCCUGUCAAGCCUUGCUCUUUAAAGAUGUCACUCAAGGUGCAGUGAUGCUAGUAAUGGCGUUGGGGAUAGCACUGCAUUAUGAUGUUUCCCUUCUUCCUACUUAUCCUAGAUGGUUUAAAGUGCUGAGGGUAGUGGGAACACUGGUGAUGGUAUUCUCACUGUUAGCUACUGCAGCACUGAAGGCUAUUUCAGAGCUAGAGCAAAGUAACAGCAGGAAUGAAUGGCAGAACACAAAAUAAUAGAUCAUCAGGAAAAAAAGCUAUUUAUCUGCCAGUAGGGGAUUUGUAUUGAGUUCCAGAAGAAGUAAAGACUUGUGCUUGGAAGUUGUAAGAUGGCAGGGAUCAUGAUGCUUAUUCAUGAAACAAAUAACUUAGCUAGUUUAGGAGGAAAGGAUUGUAAAUAGCAAUGUUUUCCAAGGCAGGCAUGAGUCUGUCCUUAUUUGUAGAACAAAGUAUCACUCUUGAGUGAGAUGCUACUGAAAUUAAAAUGGAGAUUCAAAUGACAUGGGUAUGAAUUGCUCUAUGCUGAAUCAUUAAAGUAUCUGGUGUAACUGUAA